CUUUCAGAUGCAUUUAUGCAAACCGUGCUCCAGUCACAGUUACCAGUUGUUUUGUUAUCUGCUGUGUCAUCUCACGAGGACAGAAGUUCACGUCGUUAAUUAGUGGUUACCUUUCUCGUGCCUACCCCGGCGACAUGGACAGAAAGAAGCCGGGGCGAGAGGAAGACUCGACGCAGAGCAUGGACGUGUCGAGUUCGGAGGGCCGGCGUGUGACGCGUCGCCGGGCGCGUGCCGAGGCGGACGAAGUCACCGUGAGCGUCGUCUUGGACGACCUCGGGAAGCUCAACCCGGACAGCACCAGUUCCAUUCCCGAGGACGACAAGGUGGCACCCAUCGGAGAUGUCGAGAGGCAGCUUGCCAAUCUCUUUGGCAUUGAGUACACUGAAGAGGGAGGAGGAGCAGGACGGGAGUGCAUGGCCCAUCCCGAGGCAACAGACAUCAUCACAACCAGCCUACUCUCGGCCGGAAUCCUCCACGAGGAAGAGGAUGCAGUCUCCCCAUCAGCCAAGAAGUCUCCUGGGCCCAAACGACUUAAAGAGGGGAGAAAAGCAAAAGGAGAGGGGAGCCAGGAUAAGAAAACCGCAAAGGCUAAGAAUGAGGACCAGUUACUUUGUGGAUCUUGCAAGAAGGUCUGGAUGAGCUUAGAGAGCUUCCUGAAGCACAAGCAGGAUGGGUGCUCGGGUAAAGACGAGCGGGGAGCGGAGGAAGUGAAGGAGAAGGACUCCGAUCUCUCUGAUGGAGAGUACAAGGUGGAGAAGAUCCGUUCCAAACGCUUCAACACUCGCCUCGGAGAGUGGGAGUACCUCCUCAAGUGGGUCGGGUUUUCUGACGCCGAGAACACGUGGGAACCCCUGUCGAAUCUCGACUGCCCUGACAUCCUGGAAGAAUUUGAGCUCGAUUGGGAGCAGCGGUCACAGCCGGUCCCCCAGCCCGAGCCCGACCCAGUGGAUCGCAAACGCAAGCGUACGGACCACCAUGCCGAGUUCGAUGCAGACUUCUCUGAGGACUUCGUUCCCGGGCGGAGUGGAGCCAAGAAGCGGCGUGGGGGGAGUGCAACUCGGGGGCGUGGGAGGGGCAUUGCAAGACCGGGCUUAAAACUCGAUGGUACCCCACGGAAGAAGCCCGGUCGGAAGCGCAAGUCGGAGCUGCAGAAGGAAGAGGAAUCCAAUCGCUCAACUGAAAUGGAGGAAGAUUCAGAGGAAGAGAGAAAGGAAUUGUCUGAUGAAGUGUCUGGUGUGCGUUCCAGUAAGGUGCGGGCACGGUCUCUCGUCCAGAUGUGGACUGGAAAAAAAGGUUUGGUGGCUGAGGAAGCAAUAAAAGAGGAAUCUAAGCUUAAAGCAGUUGAUGACUCUGAAGUCAUGGGUGAAGCUGGGCCAUCCCGAGUGGAUGAUGCUCUUGCAGGCGAAGAGGAUGAGGAGAACAAGUUGGAAGAAAAGGAUAGCAACCUGGAGGACAUUCUUUCAUCACUGCCAUCCGACAUCAUGGUCGAGAAGCAUGAUGAACCCUCCAAGAAGAAGGUCCGAAUGAAGUCCACUGGCCGGGGUCGUGGGCGUGGCUAUUUCUGGGGAAGGGGACGCGGUCGUCCACCCACAUAUGGCCGCACACCUAACAUUCGCCGAAUUCCAGACUACCUCGAGCUGGUUCCAGUCACCAUGGCCGAUGGGUAUACCAUUGAAUACCGCCUGAUGCCAAAGAAGCAGGCUGAGAAAAUCCGAAAAUCCCAUCAGAAGCCUACCUCCGAGAUAAAGUGGCCCGUUGCAAUUCGUCGCCCUCCAGAACCUGCAGAACAGUCACCUGAAUCCCAGAAUGAGGACUCCUUAAUGCCACAGGAAAUGCUAGACGAGAACGAGGCCGUGGAGAUUGCUAUUAUCGACAAGGGUCAGCUGCAGUUACAUCGUCUGGAAGCGAGCGAGACCUCGCCUGGUGCUCAAGGAGCAAACACCACAGUCACUAUGGCCCAAAAGGCACCCAUUGCCUCAGUACUGGGUCCAGAAGAAGGCUCAUCCAUUGAUCUGCCCUUGAAUGUGAGUGAGUCCAAGGACAAGACUGUGAUCCAGUCGCUGGUUGCCGGUACCGAGGGCGGUGGGAAGUUCCUUCUUGCCCAGGAUGGUGAUGAUUCGGGCAAGCAGAUCAUCAUCAUCAGCGAGAAUGCCGACAUCUCCAGUCUGGUUCGUAAGAGCCCAGGCAUGACCAACGGUGAAGAGCUUGAUGGAGUUGAAGCACCUGACAGCAACAACACCACGGCGACCUACAUCCUCGACAGUGGGAAGCCAGGUGUGGCCUCCCCCACAGACAAUGAAGGCAGCAAUGCUACUGGUGGUCAGGAGUCUCAGGUGGUUGCGGGUGAGGAUGAGAACGAGAUGGUGUUCCUUGCUCAGGAUGAGAGUGGGAAUUACAUUGCCCUCUCGGCUGAAGAAUUCCGUGCUGCUCAAGAGGGUGGGCAGCUGGUGAUUCAGGGAUCGGAGGAGGAGGAGGAAAGGGCCACGGUGGAGGCCGAGGUCCCACCUGCAGACGAAGAUGCCAAAUCCCAAGACCGAGGAAUUGAUCUCAAGACCCUGGCCAACUUGGUGGUCCAGUCGGAAGCGAACUCCGUGGCUGGCCCGCAGCCCGAAAGUGUCGAGGCGGAGCGUCCAGAGAAGGGUGAUGUAGAGGGUGAGACUGAGGCUCAGGGAGAAUCAGAAACCAAGCAAGUGCUCCUGAUGCUGCCCGAUGGCCAGAUGAUCCUCACUGACUUGACAGACGAACAGGUAUCCCAGCUGGAAGGCGGGAACAUGGUAGACUUCCAGUUGGAGGAAGGGGAAGGAGACAACGCGACCGAAGCGGCCGACCCCGUUGCCGGCCGGGACUGAGCUCCCGACCCUGCGUCGUUUUACGCGAGAGAUUACAAAGAAACAUGAUUUCAUCACGGUGUACACUCGUACAAUUUCCAGAACUGUUUUGUGUGUUUAUGAAUGAAUGAAUGGGUCCUAGUGAAACAA
Darwinula stevensoni is the source of this 2978-nucleotide messenger RNA. NCBI's taxonomy places the organism in Eukaryota, Metazoa, Arthropoda, Ostracoda, Podocopida, Darwinulidae. The record is from the annotation of a GenBank genome assembly.